GCCGAGGUCGGGGAAGGUAGGUGGUGUGAGACGUUUAUUUAGUUCAGUUUUCCUGUCGAUGUCAACAUUCAGGUCAGUGCCGAGGUCGGGGAAGGUAGGUGGUGUGAGACGUUUAUUUAGUUCAGUUUUCCUGUCGAUGUCAACAUUCAGGUCAGUGCCGAGGUCGGGGGAGGUAGGUGGUGUGAGACGUUUAUUUAGUUCAGUUUUCCUGUCGAUGUCAACAUUCAGGUCAGUGCCGAGGUCGGGGAAGGUAGGUGGUGUGAGACGUUUAUUUAGUUCAGUUUUCCUGUCGAUGUCAACAUUCAGGUCAGUGCAGGGGGUGGGGGAGGUAGGUGGUGUGAGACGUUUAUUUAGUUCAGUUUUCCUGUCGAUGUCAACAUUCAGGUCAGUGCCGAGGUCGGGGAAGGUAGGUGGUGUGAGACGUUUAUUUAGUUCAGUUUUCCUGUCGAUGUCAACAUUCAGGUCAGUGCCGAGGUCGGGGAAGGUAGGUGGUGUGAGACGUUUAUUUAGUUCAGUUUUCCUGUCGAUGUCAACAUUCAGGUCAGUGCCGAGGUCGGGGAAGGUAGGUGGUGUGAGACGUUUAUUUAGUUCAGUUUUCCUGUCGAUGUCAACAUUCAGGUCAGUGCCGAGGUCGGGGAAGGUAGGUGGUGUGAGACGUUUAUUUAGUUCAGUUUUCCUGUCGAUGUCAACAUUCAGGUCAGUGCCGAGGUCGGGGAAGGUAGGUGGUGUGAGACGUUUAUUUAGUUUAUUUCUCCUGUCGAUGUCAACAUUCAGGUCAGUGAGUGCUGGGGUCGGGGAAGGUAGGUGGUGUAAUGUAAGACGUUUAUUUAGUUCAGUUUUCCUGUCGAUGUCAACAUUCAGGUCAGUGAGUGCUGGGGUCGGGGAAGGUAGGUGGUGUAAUCUAAGACAUUUAUUUAGUUUAUUUCUCCUGUCGAUGUCAACAUUCAGGUCAGUGAGUGCUGGGGUCGGGGAAGGUAGGUGGUGUAAGACAUUUAUUUAGUUUAUUUCUCCUGUCGAUGUCAACAUUCAGGUCAGUGGAUCGGGGCCGGGGAAGGUACCGGGAUGGGAAGUCUCGAAGCCUAACGCAUUGUGUCUGGACCUCGAGUGGGAAGUUGUGGUUAGGGUGGAAAGUUGGAAAUGUAUUGAUCAAGUGGUCACCGCCUGUGAGCAAUGCUGAGCUUCUUUUAAUGGGUUUCCGUUUAUACAAGUCACUAAAUCGUUAA
Amphibalanus amphitrite is the source of this 1223-nucleotide messenger RNA. RefSeq lists its product as uncharacterized. Lineage: Eukaryota; Metazoa; Arthropoda; Thecostraca; Balanomorpha; Balanidae. The transcript is spliced from 2 exons. Bases 59 to 1000 code for a protein of 313 amino acids. The record is from RefSeq and is a predicted model, not a curated record.